Messenger RNA from Plasmopara halstedii, 2736 nucleotides. RefSeq names its product Immunoglobulin-like fold. The transcript has 2 exons. NCBI's taxonomy places the organism in Eukaryota, Oomycota, Peronosporomycetes, Peronosporales, Peronosporaceae. Gene Ontology annotation, molecular function: protein binding. The coding region runs from base 1 to 2736 and encodes 911 amino acids. The record is from RefSeq and is a predicted model, not a curated record.
AUGAUGCGCUGCCUCUUGUUGACCACGCUGCUAUUCGCAUACAGCGCGUGGGGAUCAAACACCACAAGACACGAUUCAAGUGCCAUUGCCAAAUUACAACGUGAUGCAUUUUUUGAGGCACCACUGUCAAAACUGCUACAUGUUCCGCUAAGCGGCAACGAAGCGCUGGAUCUGGACGCGCGACUGCAGCGCGCGUUUAUCCAGUGUCGAGAACUGGGCGUAACUUCCAUUAUGUACGAAGCUGCUAGUGAUACAAGUAUGGAUGACGUAGUUUAUUGUAGCCGUUUGCGCUAUCUGCGGCACCAACGGCAGCAUGUCCGUAAUAUGCGGGCAACGCUGGCGUCGCAUCAGGUGGUGGCGGAUGUUGAGCGUCAAGUGGAGACAAGAACCACAGAUGAUCUUACUUUUCAAGAAUUUUUUGAGCUUUAUACUGAGAAAGAGAAACCAGUCUUGCUGCAGCUAAAGGAUAACGGUAAAGACUCAGUGGUAAAGCUCCUAGGAUUAGAAACGUUAAGUAACAGCGACAUUGCAGCGGAAAAUGUUACUCAUGACGCACCAGACAAACUGGAACGAUUUCUUGAUGUCUGCUUCAGCCAAAAGACUGAAACGCAGGGAAGUUUUGAGUUGAGACUGCUACAAAUUGAAGACGAGGCGUGUAGCACAAUGCUGAAGCAUUUUUUUCGUGUGCCUAUUUACAUAACCCACGACUACGUACAACGAACCAAUGCAUCUCAUGAUAAACUAUUCUUGCCGGCCGUCUUUAUACUUCCUCCUGCUACUGACGUUGGAUUGAGUGCUUCUCAAAGCUUCAAAGACAUCGUAGCCUGUCCGUACGGAUUGCACAUGCUGGCGAUCCCUCUCGAAGAUGGUGCUCAUGCACAAGUGACGCUGAUUGACCGCAAAUUUGAGCCGAUCAACCUUCCGAUUUUACUUGAAGAAACGCAAAAAGAAGUAGAAGUUACCUUGGACGCUAACGUGGCGAUCUCAGCCGAUGGUGGAAAGCUUUUGGACAAUGAUUACUUCCAGCACGUGCCAGAGCUAUACAGUGCGAUAGAGCUAAGAGUUGGCAAUCUUCUGUUUAUACCGGGCAGUAUUAUCACGAAGAUGCAUUCUUUGACUUCGUCAGCUCGAACGACAAAACUUUUACGAUUUUGCUAUUGCGACGCAGCCAAUGUCAAGGAGGUGAAAGAAGCUGCUGGCCUCGAUGUCCUUCUCCUGGCAAAUGACACUAAAGACAAUGGAGUUUAUACUUUGCUGCGUCCACUUCAAACUCCAGGUUUUGAUUCCUCCUUUUCUCGACGUCCUACUCUUACCGAUACAAGUUGGAGUACUUACAUAAAGUGGCCUCGCGAUCCUGCAUUUUUGACCAAAAGAAACAGAAGAUAUCAACCCAAUGAUGACGACGACGACAAAAUAGAAGAGCAGUUAUCACGUCGUGAGCGACUAAAGCAAUGGCAGGAUGACAAGAGAUGGGAAAGUUACAUCGCAUCGCUUACGUUGCCAGUUGCGUGGCCACCUCUUGUUGUCAAUACCACCCGCACGACAGCUACUCUUCGAUGGCAAGAACUUUAUCAGCCUAUGAAGAACGAUCGAACUGAAUAUGGAUACGAGGUGAGUUGGAUUCGUGAAAAUCAAGCUGGAAUGACGACAGAGAACCUACAGGUGACACAUGAGGCUAUUAAUGUGACUCAAAAACAGUUUAGACGCAGCAAAUUACCUUCGACAUUUUUUGGAGAUGACUUCGAUGGGCACGACCUUGAAGCAGUCAUAACUGGCCUGCAAGCUGAAACUGCUUACUCCUUUUCAGUUCGCCUUGUUGUUGGAGAGGAUCGAGGUGCGGCUAGCGGAAUUUCUCGUCGUGUAGUAACGAGUCCUUGUACCCCACCUUCGCAUAUUCGUGGCGUUCCAGAGGUUGUCGACAUGGAAGAAACGUGUGUGACUUUACGGUGGCUUGAUGUCGAAGAUGACGGGGGCAAAAAAAUCGAGUUAUAUCUUGUAUCAACUGAGAGACUGCCAGAAAAAGGUGAACAGGGCAACCGUGGCACACAUGCAGGAGCAGAUAAUCGGGCACUUGUCGGUGAAUAUGAGAAAAUCAUUGCUGUAAAUGCCAGCAGCGAAGUUAAUCGAGAACAAUUGACCUCAGGAGCAAUGUGGCUAUCGACCAAAAUUUGUGGCCUCUUCUCUAAUACAGCUUAUAUAUUUCGAGUUGCUGCUAUGAAUGUACUAGGUGCUGGGCACUGGAGUCGCCGCAGUAACCAUGUCGAGCUGUAUCAUCACUUGAAGCGCCUACUCAUGCCCAAGAAAAGUGAGAGCUACUCUCAAGCCAUCGCUAUUCCAAUGUUAAAAGGUGUCGGGGAUCCUGGCUACACAGCUGUGAGUGGGGUCAGGAUCUUGUCGCAAAGCGACUUAUCUACGCUGGUUGCUCAAGAUCCGCACAGCAUUUAUCGAGCCUCAGGGACGCAGGAUGAAGACGCAACUCUGACUCAUGUGGUGCUCUCCGACGUGCGAGAGCAAGUGCAACUGAUGAGCCAUAACGACGGAGCUUUUACCGUGGAGCGUACAUUUGAGGCUUGGACGGGCCAUUAUAGUCCACGGCUGUAUGACGUGUCUGCAGAAUUAAUUCUAGCAGAUCCACCUGAUGCUUCUCAGCCGUUGCGCAAUUCAAUUGCAGUUCGCGAUCGAAUUGUUCUAGCAAUACGAGAGCUGUGUACCCGGAGCCGACAAAACGCGAGGUGA